Glycine soja is the source of this 2721-nucleotide messenger RNA. Its product is annotated as probable galacturonosyltransferase 6. Gene Ontology annotation, molecular function: polygalacturonate 4-alpha-galacturonosyltransferase activity. The record is from RefSeq and is a predicted model, not a curated record. Lineage: Eukaryota; Viridiplantae; Streptophyta; Magnoliopsida; Fabales; Fabaceae. The coding region runs from base 368 to 2245 and encodes 625 amino acids. The transcript has 9 exons.
UCAAUGCGUAUCUGUCAUCUACUACUGGUAUGCAAUAUGCAUGUUAUGUUCAACUUCAAGUACCGCUUUCCAUUAUUCCUGAUUCCAUUUCCACCCUUGCCAAACUGCGGGCACAAGUCCCAAGGCAACCCCCAUGGUAUAUAUAGAUUUAACGCCAGGGGUGAACAUGGAAUUGGAUCAUGCAGCUGCUUCCAGUUUCUCUCUCUAAAACUCGCAAAAGCGAAUUACUGAAACCCUAGCCUCUGUUUCUGUGUUUAUUUACUUCGAUUCUACGCAUCGAAUUCAAUUCUCUGUGAUCUGAACCCGUGAAAUCAAUGUGCCUCUUUCGGAAUCGCAGAGCGAGCAACGGUGACCGCCAUCAUCAUCGAUGAAGCGAUCGGGUCGGUGGCAGAGGACUCUGAUCCUCGCUCUUCUCUUUCUCUCCCUCGUUGCUCCGCUCGUUUACGUCUCUCACCUCCUCAACACUCUCACUUCCGACGGACGACGAGAUUUUCUUGAUGAUUUAUCGAGUUUUACACAUAGGUCAGAUCCUUUAAAUGCAAUUGAACAGGAAGGUGCUGAAGAAUUAGAAGAGCCAAAGGAAAUUGUUUAUAAAGAAGAAGAUUUUGAUUCAACAAAUAGUUACAUUUUGCAAAAGACUAAUGAUACUGCGGCAUCUAAAAGUGAGGGGUACAGAAAUAACACUUUGGAAAGAAAUGUUUCAGAAUUCGACCAGGACAAAAAACAAGGCCAGGAAGCUCAGCAAAAAGGAUUAUUCUCCAUGGACGGGGAUGUGAAUGUAUUUAAUACAACUGUCACACUUAAGCAGAAUAUGCACACUCAGUCUCAAAGAAUGACAGAUGUGAAUGUUGAAGUGAUAGAUAAGAAAUCUAGUCCAAAAGCAAUCCAACAUCGUCAGAGUUCACGCUCUCAGUCUCAGAGAGUGACAAAUCAGAAGGUUUUGGAGAUUAAGGAUCAAAUUAUUAGAGCCAGAGCAUACUUGGGGUUUGCUCCUCCAGGCAGCAACUCACACUUGAUGAAGGAGUUGAAGCUGAGAAUUAAAGAGAUGGAACGUGCUGUUGGAGAAGCUACUAAGGAUUCAGAUCUGUCAAGGAGUGCUUUGCAGAAAAUGAGACACAUGGAGGCUUCACUGUCUAAAGCCAACCGUGCUUUCCCAGACUGCACUGCUAUGGCAGCUAAGCUCCGUGCAAUGAAUCAUAAUGCUGAAGAGCAAGUUCGUUCUCAUCAACACGAAGGAACAUAUCUUAUUCAUCUUGCUGCAAGGACCACCCCAAAAGGUCUUCACUGUCUUUCUAUGCAGCUAACUGCUGAUUACUUUGCCCUGAAACCCGAGGACCGGAAGCUUCCAAAUGAAAACAAGAUUCAUGAUCCAAAACUUUAUCAUUAUGCUGUCUUCUCUGACAAUCUUCUGGCAUGUGCUGUGGUUGUUAACUCCACUGUCUCUAAUGCCAAGAAAAAGGAGAAACUUGUUUUCCAUGUAGUGACCAAUUCACUCAACUUUCCUGCAAUCUGGAUGUGGUUCUUAUUAAACCCUCCUGGCAAAGCCACAGUCCACAUACAAAGCAUAGAGAACUUUGAAUGGUUGCCCAUGUACAAUACAUUCAACAAACAUAAUUCUAGUGAUCCAAGAUAUACUUCUGAGUUGAACUACCUGCGUUUCUACCUGCCAGAUAUCUUCCCUACUCUAAAUAAGAUUCUGCUCUUUGAUCACGAUGUGGUGGUGCAACAAGAUCUCAGUGGACUAUGGAAUGCCAAUUUGAAAGGAAAAGUAAUUGCAGCAGUGGGCACCUGUCAGGAAGGUGGAACCUCAUUUCAUAGGAUGGAUAUGCUCAUAAACUUCUCAGAUCCAUUCAUUGCAGAGAGGUUUGAUGCCAAUGCUUGCACAUGGGCAUUUGGGAUGAACUUGUUUGAUUUACAACAGUGGAGGAGACAUAAUUUAACCGCUCUCUAUCACAGAUAUUUGCAAAUGGGUUCCAAGAGGCCGUUGUGGAACAUUGGAAGUCUGCCUUUAGGCUGGCUCACUUUCUAUAACAAGACUAAGGUUUUGGACAGACGGUGGCACAUUCUUGGCCUUGGUUAUGACUCAGGUGUCGAUAAAAACGAGAUUGAAGGGGCUGCCGUUAUACACUACGAUGGAAUUAGGAAACCAUGGUUGGACAUUGCAAUGGGAAGAUACAGAAGUUAUUGGACCAAAUAUAUGAACUUUGACCUCCCUAUUUUGCAACGUUGCAAUCUCCAGGCGUAGCCCAAAAUUCAAAUAUUAUUACUCUACCUGGCUGGUUUUAUUUGAUUAAUUUGUUGGCACAUUAAUUGCCUGCUUCAGUCGAUUCUUUAUUGUUCUUUGGCGAUUCUUCUUGUAAAGCCCUUCAUAGAUGCAUAGAAUUUCCUACAUAUAUCUUUUUAGAAGCUUAGCUAAUUUGUAGUGACAUUCAGAUGAAAUAAGACUCGCAUAGGUAUUUUAGCUGCUUGGAGAAACCAUUAUUUGUUGUGUACAUAAUUCAUUCCCGUGCUCUCUUAGGUCGUGCUGCCUCUGAUUACUAUCAAUUUACACCAAUUGCUAGCGGACUGGAAAUUAAAGUUAAAUUUUAUUUUGAGGAACUAAUUUAUACAAAAUUGUGGAAAUGACGGUUGCGAUUUGAAUUGUAAGUUGUAACGUUAAUUAUGCCGUGUGAUCAUUUUUCUUGUUGUAAGAAGCUUGAAGUCAGUUGGAUUCAUGUAUUA